GUUGUUUUGUUUGUCAUCUGAUUCUCAAUGGUUCAGCCUCGGGACAUAUUUCGUGGAAUUGUUCAGAUGCGCCAUUUUGCAAGUUUUACGUGGUAAACUGUUGUGGGAAGCUGGAAAUUGAAAACUGUAGUGUUGAUCGAAGACUUACGUUCGUGUCAGAAUAAACGUUUGUGAUUUCUGAAGGAAUAAUGGAUAUGAGCUCAUAUUUGACGGCCCCUCUGCAGCUAGAUAAGAUUUGCAGAGCAUGUUUGACAGAAAAGGGAGAUAUGAGGCCCUUAUUUGGAGCUUGUUUGGAUGAAAUGCUACAUUCCUUUGCUGCCAUAGAGGUAUCAGAAGAUGAUUCAUUCCCUUCUCUUAUGUGUGUUCAAUGUGUGCUGCAGUGUAGUAGAGCAUACACUUUCAAACAGUUAUGUGAAAGAUCUGACAACAUCUUGAGACAAUAUCUCUCUCCUGAAUUUCAGCAACAACUUGCUCAAUCAUUAUCAGAGCAACAACAACAACAAGCUAAGCAAGAGUUACAAGAACAGCUACAGUUUGCUGAUGAUAUAAGUAAUGUGGUCAUAGAGGAGGAUAUAUCAGAAUUUGUUACUUAUACUGAUGAAGAUCCCAUAGCUGGAAAGGAAGGAAUCUACACCAUAGAAGCUACUACAGAGCCUGACAAUUUAGAUGAAAAUCUACUAGAAGAUAUUAAGGUGCAUAAUGAUAAGCUGAAAUAUCCUUGCCCAAAGUGUAAUUUAGCAUUUGCUUUGAAAGUAGAUUUGAAGGUCCAUAUGAUGGCUCAUCCCAAAGACCUUGACUUUGUGUGUGAAGUAUGUAAUAAAGGAUUUGCAGAAGCAAGGAUUCUGAAACGCCAUCUUAAGAUACAUUUACAGAGUAAACCUCAUCAGUGUGAUCAAUGUGAUAUGUCAUUUACGGAAAGUUCGAAUCUUAGCAAACACAAAAAGAAGCACACCGGAGAAUUAAGGAAUAUCAAAGGCAAACCACAUUUAUGCUCAGUUUGUGGUAGGGCUUUCAAAUGGGCAUCAAGCCUUUCAAAACACAUGAAGUAUCAUACUGGUCACAAGCUGUUGUCUUGUGAAUAUUGUGCAAAGCAGUAUGUUGAGGCUAGAAGUUUGAGAAUUCACGUCAGGUCUCACACAGGGGAACGCCCUUAUGUUUGUGAAGUUUGUCAAAAACGAUUCACUCAAGUAUGUAACUUGGAAAAACAUCUGAGAGUUCACACUGGUGAAAAGCCCUUUCAGUGUCCAGUUUGUGGGAAACGAUUCACCCAAUCUGGUUACGUAGGCAUUCACAUGAGAACUCACACAGGCGCCCGACCUUAUGUAUGUCAGACUUGUGGUAAGGCAUUCGCUGGUUCCAGUACCCUCAAUAUCCACCAGCUGACACAUACCGGUGAAAGGCCCCACAGUUGCAACAUUUGCGGAAAAGCUUUCAGUCGCCAUGAAUCACUUGUCAUCCACACUCGUUUGCACACAGGAGAAAAACCACACGUUUGCAGUGUUUGUAACAGAGGCUUCACAUCCUCGGGUCUACUGUCUGGCCAUAUGAGAACACACACUGGAGAGAAGCCCCAUUCUUGCGAUUCUUGUGGGAAAAAAUUUGCUAGUUCCAGUAGUCUAAAAGUACAUAUGCGGUCUCACACUGGAGAUAAGCCUUAUAUUUGUAAAGUGUGCAAUAGGGCUUUUUCCCAAUCUGGACGCCUAACCCUACAUUUGGCAACACAUUCUCUUGAGGAAAAAACAGGCAUUUCAAAACUCGAGACCGUGCAAGUAGCAGAGUUGAUAACUGCUGACAACCAGACAAUCCAAGUGCAGGCAAUAACUACAAUUUAAAACCUUCCCAAUGUCAUAAGUUUUGUGAAUUGUGUUGUAUUAAAAACUCAACUUUA
Messenger RNA from Leptinotarsa decemlineata (Colorado potato beetle), 1888 nucleotides. RefSeq lists its product as uncharacterized. Gene Ontology annotation, molecular function: RNA polymerase II transcription regulatory region sequence-specific DNA binding; zinc ion binding; DNA-binding transcription factor activity, RNA polymerase II-specific. Gene Ontology annotation, cellular component: nucleus. Gene Ontology annotation, biological process: regulation of transcription by RNA polymerase II. NCBI's taxonomy places the organism in Eukaryota, Metazoa, Arthropoda, Insecta, Coleoptera, Chrysomelidae. The record is from RefSeq and is a predicted model, not a curated record.